Fundulus heteroclitus (mummichog) is the source of this 3145-nucleotide messenger RNA. RefSeq names its product zinc finger protein OZF-like. The transcript is spliced from 2 exons. Gene Ontology annotation, cellular component: nucleus. Gene Ontology annotation, molecular function: RNA polymerase II cis-regulatory region sequence-specific DNA binding; DNA-binding transcription factor activity, RNA polymerase II-specific. NCBI's taxonomy places the organism in Eukaryota, Metazoa, Chordata, Actinopteri, Cyprinodontiformes, Fundulidae. The record is from RefSeq and is a predicted model, not a curated record. The coding region runs from base 103 to 1575 and encodes 490 amino acids. Gene Ontology annotation, biological process: central nervous system development; regulation of transcription by RNA polymerase II.
GGAAGUGAAACUAAAAGGCUCCAGCAGCAGCGUGUGUGGACUCAGCUAGAAGACGGUUGUGUUUUCGUUUCUCGGCUGAAUCUUUGCGUAUUUUCAUCAACAAUGUCUUCAGUUCAGCAUCUGAGAGAGUUUAUCAGAGAGCGACUAACUGCUGCUGCUGAAGAAAUCUUCUCAGAGGUUGAGAAAACCAUCGUCCGCUACGAGGAAGACGCCAGACUGCUGGAAAGCUACUGGAGGCCCCAGAUAAAACUCUCCAGAAUCGACCUCCAGAAGCCACAUGUCUCCACGGAGGAGGAAGCUUCUUCCAUCCAACAGCUCUGCAACCAGAGGAGAAGGUCCAGUCAUGACCAGGAGGAAGCAGAACAUAAGUGGUCUGAAAAGGAACAGGUGAAACCUGAUCCUCCCCUGAUUCAAGAAGAAAAUGUGGAACCUGAGUCUUUGUGGAUUAAAGAAGAACAAAGGGAAUGGGAACCACUAAUUGAAGACCAAGAAGGCCCAGAACUUCCACUGAUUGAGGAACAAAAGGAGCGACCAGAUCCUUUGAGGCUUAAACAUGAACAGCAGAAUGUAGAAAAUUUAGCAACUAGAAGGGAUGUCUGCAGCAGUCAGGAGGGAGAGCAGCUUGUCCAGAAGCAGUCUGUUGUUCUAAUGGAGACCUUUACCCUUCAGGAACGUGAAGGAGAACCAGGAACUGAGCAGCUUUCCUUUCAUAUCUCUCCUGUAGUUCAGACCAAAGACCAGGAAGGAAGCAGCUCCACUGGGCCAGAGAGUCAGUCUUUCACUGACACUAAGAAAAUGUCUUUAAAAUGUGAUGUUUGUGGGAAGUCUUGGAAAAAGAAAAGUAUAUUGAAAGAGCAUUACAGAACCCACACAGGUGAGAGGCCUUUUCCUUGUCAGACAUGUGGAAAAAGUUUCACUCAACUAAGCAGUUUAAAUGGUCACAUUAAAACCCACACAGGUAAAAGGCCUUUUUCUUGUCAGACAUGCGGUAAAAGUUUCUCUCAUAUGUACACUUUAAAACGUCACAUGAGAAGCCACUCAAGUGAAAAGCCUUUUUCUUGUCAGACUUGCGAAAAAAGUUUUAAUCAACUGAGUAAUUUAAAUGCUCACAUUAGAACCCACACAGGUGAGAGGCCUUUUUCUUGUCAGACAUGCGGAAAAAGUUUCACUCGAGGGAGUCAUUUAAAACUUCACAUGAGAACCCACACAGGUGAGAGGCCUUUUUCUUGUCAGACAUGCGGAAAAAGUUUCACUCGAGGGAGUCAUUUAAAACUUCACCUGAGAAUCCACACAGGUAAAAGGCCUUUUUCUUGUCAGACAUGCGGAAAAAGUUUCUCUCAUAUGUACCCUUUAAAACGUCACAUGAGAAGCCACUCAAGUGAAAAGCCUUUUUCUUGUCAGACUUGCGAAAAAAGUUUUAAUCAACUGAGUAAUUUAAAUGCUCACAUUAGAAUCCACACAGGUGAGAGGCCUUUUUCUUGUCAGACAUGCGGAAAAAGUUUCACUCGAGGGAGUCAUUUAAAACUUCACCUGAGAAUCCACACAGGUGAGAGGCCUUUUUCUUGUCAGAUGUGAAAAAAGUUUCUCUCAUAUGUACUCUUUAAAACUUCAUGAGAAGCCACACAGGUGAGAAGCCUUUUGCUUGUCAGACAUGUGGAAAAAGUUUCUCUCGACUGGAUUAUUUAAAUGUUCACAAGAAAAAACACAGGUGAGACUCUUUCCUUGUCAGACAUGCAGAAAAGGUUUCACUCAACUAGCCAAUUUUAAUGGUCACAUGAGAACCCACACAGGUUAGAGGCCUUUGUCUUGUCAGACAUGUGGAAAAAAAUCUCUCGACUGUAUUAUUUAAAUGUUCACAAAAAACACACACACACAGGUCACACAGUUUUCAUGAGAAAUAUGUGGACAAAGCUUCACUCAAAGUGGCAGUUUGACUCUUCACAUGAAAUUAAAACAAGUAGGGUUUUUUUUACUUUCACAAAGAUUUCCAAGUACAAAUAUAAAAAUUCUUCCUAGUAAUUUUCCACCAGAGACCCUCUGCUUCCACUUUCUGGAUUGGAGUCUCGUCUUUUCUAUAAACUUAAAGUCUGCCUUAUAGAUCUUGUCAGUUUCUUUUAGAUUGAGCAAUGUUUUACACUCAGUUCUUUCACCUGAGAAAUGUUUACACCGGCAAAGGCUGAAUAAUUAACUGAUCUUUUUUGGAGUUAGCUGUUGACAUGUUUUAUGUUCUGAGAGUUUAUGUUAGCAAACUCGUUUAUUGUUUUAAUUCCUAAUUGUACGUCACUGGUAAGAAUUAAAAAUAAAUCAAAAGAUUGAUUCUGCAGAGCCGGUCCGAAGUUUUUUGUUUAGCGGUUAUCAUCUCUGGUUUUUAGAAGCGACUGCAGCAAAAGCUUUUGAAUCCUUGUUAUUCUUUUAAAUCUUGAUGUUUGUCCUUUUUUGAUCACAUUUUAUUUACUCAAAAACCUUGUCUCUUGGAGGUUUCCCUUUGGUAAGUGUUUUUCGAUUCCAAAAUAGGGUUUUUGGUUAUUUCCAAGGGUCUUGUAUAUUGAGGAGCCGUGUAGGUUUUAUAUUUUAGUUUUUUUUAAUAUUGUUUUAUUUUUAAAUUCUGUACACUCUAGUAAGUUUGACAUUUAUUCUCAGCUAGCGUGUGUAAAAUCUCUAGAGUAGGAUGUGAGGGUGUCAGUUCUGUUGAGGCCUUUCAGAUUUAUCCAAUUAACUGUUGGCUUCAAAAAUUAAAUUUCUUUACAAGGACUAGCCUUGGGUCAAAUAGGGUCUGGUACAGCAGGUUGAUCCAACUGCUUCUAUCUAUUUUCAAUAGAUGUCAAAUACAUAUUUUUAUUCAUACUUGUUUUUGCAUCCAUGUUUACAUUUUCUAUUGAGUCUUUUUUUUUUUUUUACAAUUAACAAUUAAAUAACUUAAACAAGUGAUAUAAAUGAAUGAAUGAUGAUGGAAUAAUUUAUUUAAUGUUUUGUGACAGUUUGUAUUCAGAAGUUUUGAGAAAAUAUUGAAGUAUUUUAUGUAUUGUUUAUUAAUUUAUUUUAUAUUAAUACAUAACUUCACUGUAUUAGUUUAUAAUAUUCGCUACAGUCACGGGCUAUGAUUUUGGUGAUUCUUAAGAAAAAUAAAGAUCCACUUAAAUGCGAA